CCGAGGGACCUUGGCGGCGGCCUUUGGCCUCCCUCCUGAGCACAGCCAUGUCUGGUAAUGGCAACGCGGCCGUAACGGCGGAAGAAAACAGCCCAAAGAUGAGAGUGAUUCGCGUUGGCACCCGCAAGAGCCAGCUGGCUCGCAUACAGACUGACAGUGUGGUGGCAAUGCUGAAAGCCUUAUACCCAAGCCUGCAGUUUGAAAUCAUUGCUAUGUCCACCACAGGGGACAAGAUUCUUGAUACUGCACUCUCUAAGAUUGGAGAGAAGAGCCUGUUUACCAAGGAGCUGGAACAUGCACUAGAGAAGAAUGAAGUGGACCUGGUUGUUCACUCACUGAAGGACCUGCCCACUGUGCUUCCUCCAGGCUUCACCAUUGGAGCCAUCUGCAAGCGAGAGAACCCCUGUGAUGCUGUUGUCUUUCACCCAAAAUUUGUUGGGAAGACCCUAGAAACCUUGCCAGAGAAGAGCGUGGUGGGAACCAGCUCCCUGAGGAGAGCUGCCCAGCUGCAGAGGAAGUUCCCACAUCUGGAGUUCAAGAGUAUUCGGGGAAACCUCAACACACGGCUUCGGAAGCUGGAUGAGCUGCAGGAGUUCAGUGCCAUCAUCCUGGCCGCAGCUGGCCUGCAGCGCAUGGGCUGGCAGAACCGGCUGGGACAGAUCCUGCACCCUGAGGAAUGCAUGUAUGCUGUGGGUCAGGGGGCCCUGGGCGUGGAAGUCCGAGCCAAGGACCACGACAUCUUGGAUCUGGUGGGUGUGUUGCAUGAUCCUGAGACUCUGCUUCGCUGCAUUGCUGAACGGGCCUUCCUAAGGCACCUGGAAGGAGGCUGCAGUGUGCCAGUAGCUGUGCAUACAGCUAUGAAGGAUGGGCAACUGUACCUGACUGGAGGAGUGUGGAGUCUGGAUGGCUCAGAUAGUAUGCAGGAGACCAUGCAGGCCACCAUCCAUGUCCCUGCCCAGCAUGAAGAUGGCCCUGAGGAUGAUCCACAGCUGGUGGGCAUCACUGCCCGGAACAUUCCACGAGAAGCCCAACUGACUGCUGAAAACUUGGGCAUCAGCCUGGCCAACUUGUUGCUGAACAAAGGAGCCAAGAACAUCUUGGACGUUGCACGGCAGCUUAACGAUGCCCACUAACUGGCCUGUGGGGCACAGGUGCCUAGGUUGCUGCCAUCUGUCCAGUGCCUACAUCCCAGCCCUCAGUGCCCCCUUCUCACUGCUGACUGGGGAGUGAUCACCCCAGUUAUCGGGUUGAACAGCAGGGUCAGAGACUUCCACGGACUUGCCUCACCUUGGGGCCUUGGUGACUGCCUUGCCUUCUCGGUAGGUGGAGGCUUCAUCUCUUUACAGAAAGUCCAAACCACAGCCUUUGAAUGUUACCAACUUUACUAAUAAACCAGCUCUGAAGGUG
Diceros bicornis minor is the source of this 1407-nucleotide messenger RNA. It is a transcript of the gene HMBS, whose product is annotated as hydroxymethylbilane synthase. The transcript is spliced from 14 exons. Gene Ontology annotation, biological process: heme biosynthetic process. The record is from RefSeq and is a predicted model, not a curated record. NCBI's taxonomy places the organism in Eukaryota, Metazoa, Chordata, Mammalia, Perissodactyla, Rhinocerotidae. The coding region runs from base 48 to 1133 and encodes 361 amino acids. Gene Ontology annotation, cellular component: cytoplasm. Gene Ontology annotation, molecular function: hydroxymethylbilane synthase activity.